UGACGUCACAAACUAAGAUGGCGCCUGGAAUGGUAACGGUGACUGAGAAAUUAUGCGAAAAAAGUUCAUUUUAAUAACGGAUUCUAAAGAAAAUGGGUGGAUUACAGAAUAGAUAAAUGUUGGCUGAAUAUUCAUAAGAUAAAGAAGCUGCAGCAGGGUUAUUGGUCAUCACUUUUUUCUGUUUGAGGUGUGGGGAGAUUGGACUCCCCAAUGUUAAGUGCCGUCCAAAUGACCGAUACAAUGUCUAGGCGCCCCUACCCCAACAUAAAUGUAUCCGCCUCCCAAACUCACAAAGAUGUCACGGACGAACGAUACCGAGAUCUACGAAGGCCGAGGAAGGUAAGAUUUUUCGUCAAUGGCGACAGGUACUUUAAGGGGAAGAAACUGUACAUUACCCCUCAUCGGUACUUCAAUUUCAACGACCUGUUGAAUGACUUGACGGGGAAGUUGCCAUCGAAUUUAAACCUUCCUUAUGGGGUGCGUCAAAUUUUUACACCAGUGAGUGGAAGAAGGGUUACGGAAAUCGAAGACUUGGCAGAUGGAGAAAACUACGUCUGCGCUGGAUUUGAGGGAUUUAAGAUCAUCAAGUAUGGCAAGGCUGAGCUGGAACCAUGGUCUGUGGAACAAAGCAGAAGAAUUCAAAAUGAGGUUCUAAACGACCGUAGAUCAUCAAAAUAUGCUCGACCACACAACCAUGACUUCGGAGAAACAGAAUCAAACGUGGGGCCUCAUCAUGGGGCAUACGGGAGAAAUAGGGGAAUGUAUGGAAGUAACGCAUUUCACCCAGGGCGGUUCUUCCACGGAACUCAACCACAUCGACGCUGGGCGGGGACAUUUGGCCACGCCAACAGAAACACUUACUUACCAAACGCUGAUAACAUUCCACUCAAGCCAAAAGUUGUCACAAUAGUCAGAAAUGGACACAAACCACGAAAUAAUGUGAAAAUUCUCCUCAACAGGAGAAGUGUACAGUCAUUUGAGCAACUUAUGGCCGACAUUUCGGAGGCCUUUGGACCAAAAUAUAAAAACAACAAAGUGAAGAAACUGUUUUCAAUUCGUGGGAGGGAAGUUCAAGGAAUUUCGGACUUUUUCCGUGAUGAUGAUGUGUUUAUUGGAGUGGGCACAGAAUCUCUUACUGAUUCAGACAUUGUUGAUAUUGUGGAGGAGGUGUAUCCAGACAGCUCAAUGGCAAAAAGUGUUCUCCGAGAGCUGGAGAGAAACAAGCGUAAACACAGGAACCUUGCAAAACAGACACAGGCCGAUCACGAUGCAGACAAGCGAGACAGUGGCUUUGGAGAAGGGAGCGAUGGCAGCAAUAAGGAACAGGAGGGAGAUUACGUCCUGUAUAAGGGCAGGCCUCACGAGAAGGGUAAGCGAAGACAUGACUAUCCCAAGGAGUAUGAACUGGCUGGGAAGUUAGAACAAGAGAAAGAUAAAGCUGUCCAGGAGGAACGAGACAGGACAAAGAAGAGGCAACAGAAGAUGAUGGAAACAGAACGAAGGGCCCUAGACGAAGAGAGACGGAAGAGAGGACUGGUUCCCAACAAACCAGAGGAUCCCUUCAAGAGGAUAAAGGAACAGAAGGAGAAGGAAAAGGAAGAAGCAAGGAAGAAGAAGGAGGAAGAGAGACUGAAGAGGUUGGAGGAGGAAGAGAAGGAAAAGCAGAGGAAAGAACAGGAAGCAAGAGAAAAGGCCAUCCAGGCUGCCAGAGAGAGACAGGCAGCUGCCGAGAAAGCCGAGAGGGAGAAGGCAGAGAAAGAAAAGGCAGAGAGAGAAAAGAUGGAGAAGGAAAACAAGGAAAAGGCUGAUAAAGAAAAGGAGAUAAAAGAUGCUGCUAACAAAGACAAGACUCCAAGAGAUCAGAAGGCAGAAGCUGUCAAUAAGGAAAAGACUCCCAGGGAUCAGAAGCCAACCAAGGAGAAAACAGACCCAGCCCUAAAGGAGAAAGAAAAGGAGAAGGCAGAGAAAAAGCGAAAAUCAAAAUCUAAGAUUGUACGCAAAUCUAAACUGGAGCGGCAAGUGAGCAGUGAUGAACACGUUACUAAUAAGUAUGACUUAGGUCGGACUCUCGGUGAUGGGAACUUUGCUAUUGUGAGACAGUCUAAGUUAAAGUCGGGUGGUGGUGAAUAUGCCAUGAAAGUGAUAGACAAGCCCAAACUAAAGGGCAAAGAACACAUGGUGGAAAACGAAAUAGAGAUUAUGAAGGACUGUCACCAUCACAACAUUGUCAAGUUGUAUGAGGAAUACGAAACAUCAGACAAAAUCUACCUAGUCAUGGAGCUUGUCAAGGGUGGAGAUCUGUUUGAUGCCAUCACUCAGAGUGUCAAGUUUGGAGAAGUGGAUGCCGCUCACAUGGUCAAAGAUUUGUGUAACGCUCUGUUCUACCUCCACUCUCGCUCCAUUGUCCACCGUGACCUCAAACCAGAGAACCUUCUUGUACACAGAAACAAGGAUGGUUCCAUAUCUCUAAAACUGGCCGACUUUGGAUUAGCUAUGGAUGUAAAGGAGCCUAUUUAUACAGUGUGUGGGACACCUACAUAUGUAGCUCCAGAGAUCCUGUCAGAAAUAGGCUAUGGAUUGGAGGUAGACAUGUGGGCUGUGGGGGUCAUUACGUACAUUUUACUGUGUGGAUUCCCUCCCUUCAGAAGUCCCGAUAGAAACCAGACAGAAUUGUUCGAGUUCAUCAAAGCCGGGGAAUAUGAAUUCCUAAGUCCGUACUGGGACAACAUCUCACCAUAUGCCAAAGAUCUGAUAGAGCACCUGUUGGUGGUGGACAAGAAGAAGCGCUACACAGCCAUAGAGACUCUCUCGCAUCCCUGGAUUUUAUGUAAUGGUGAUAUGUCACGGCCACCAGAUGCCAGCAAAAUAGAGGAAAUGAGAAAGAAUACCCGAAAAGAACUAGAACUGCAGGCUAAGCAUAACUAUGACUCUUACCAUAAACUCAAGGAAAAACGAAAGCAGGAACAACAGGCGGGGUCGUGAUCCCUGACCUGUAAUCACCAUAGUGAUGACUGCAGUGUUGUGUAGCCAUAGCAACAGAAGUUUGUAGAAACCAUUGAUUUUUUUCACUGUGCCAAGUGCUGUCAAAGUAUUCAUAUAAAGGACAGCAAACAAAUAUUUUCUGUUUGUGGACAUUUUCUUUUUAUGACAAAACUGACUAAUUUUAUUUUUUUUUUUUUUAAGAUUUUGCAUCGGGUGUAGCAUUGAUACUAGUUUGAGAAAUAUUACUUUGUAUAUACUUUUCAUGAAAAAAUCCCUUUGUUCUGAGAAGGGUUGUGCUAAAUAUGAUUUGUUUUAUUGAAUUUGAUAUUUUCUAUGUCUAUUAUUUUAUCAAAUGUAGAUCUGUGAUAUGGGAGUAUAAUAGUGUUUUCAGUGUUUGUUUGAAUGGAUGCAUGUUGAAAGUAUCCUUUCCUGACAGUUUCUUGCAAGUAGAUUUUUACAGUUAGUGAAUGUUGAAAGUUUUUAAGUUUAAUUGUUGAGUUUUUGUACAUUGUCUGCCUGAAACAUGAUAUUAAAUUACACAUUUAAGGUAAACUGUGGCAAAAAGAGCAGAAUCUAAAAUAGAAUAGAGGAAAAGAAAUUCAGAUUUGUUUAUUCACCUGUAUUCAGAAAUAGAAAUUUAUUAACAUGAUUUUGGUAAAAAUGAGUGCAACUGAAUAUAUGUGUGUCAUAUGUAUUUUAUGAGGAAAGAUCAUUAUAUAUGUAUGUAAAUUUUCAAAGUCAGAAUUGUUUUAUAUAAGUACUAUUUUUAUUAAGUCCGUCCGCAUUAACUUGUUAAAUGUGUGGUGUUUUCAGCCAGUUGUUAUGUUUUUGUUACCUGUUUUUAAGUUUUUUAUUUCUACAUAUACUACAACUGUCCACAAUGGCCUCUACUUUUAGUACCGUCCAAGAAAAGUACUAUACUUUGCUAUGAAAAAUAAUUUUUCAUUGACAUUUUUGUGACACAUAUUGUUUAUAUUUAUAUUGAUUUUUUUCCUCAAUAAAUAAUUGCUCUCCCCUUAUGCAUGUUAUAACUGGGGUAUUUGCUACCGUAGAGUGUACAUUUGUCUCCCCUUAACAGAAUUAAACUGUGAUAAUUUCAAACGAACCAGCUUUUAUCUGUUAGUUAAUUAAAAUUUGUUGUUAUUAUUAGCAUUAUAAAAUAUUUUAACAAAAGAUACCAUAACUGAUCAUUUUAUACAUAUAUCUGUUACAUUGCAGCUGUGCUGUUUAUAAUUUUCAGUGUGUGUAUUCUCAUGAUGCUAUAAUUUCCAAUUUAUAUUUUUCUUGGAUUCAGACUGAGUACCAAAUGGAAAAAGUUUUUCUCCUCAGUUUGGGUUUUAUCUUUAUAGAUAGGGGGUAAAUAUUUGACUUGCUUGUAAUUGAAGUACAUAACUCCAUCUCUGAAUAGACAUAUACUGUAUAAACUUAAUAGAUAGAAUUGGGGAUUUCAGCAUUAAAAUAUUUAGACCCGUUAUUCAAGUAAAAUAAUUGUUAUCAGAUUAAAUUUAUAUUCAUCCUAGAUUACAUAAACAAUAAAUAAAAAUCUUUUAUGCUCAUAUAUACCCAAGCAUUUUUUUCUAAUAUACAGAAUUCAUUUCCUCAAUUUUGGAGGUGUAUUUUAAGAGAAACAUUUUCAACACAAUAUCAUAAAAAUAUAAUAGUAAAAUGUAAAGUUUCCUGCAUUAUUUGAUUAUAUAUCAAAUAUUGAUUUAUCUUUUAUUAGUCAAAAAUUAGGUUCAAUAUAUUCAUAGCUUAAGUUUAAUUUAAUGAAACUCUUUUGAUUUUCAUUUUUCUUUAGCCAAGCAAUACCUGCAUGAGAACAUAUUUUACAUGAAAUAAUAAAAACCAACUAUUUCCAUCCUUUUGACAUUCCAAUGUUAACUUUCUCACAUGUGAUAUGUAAAUUUCAUGUUAUGAAAUAAAUUCUUUUAUAUAUCA
Molecule: messenger RNA, 4920 nt
Organism: Saccostrea cuccullata (small rock oyster)
Lineage: Eukaryota; Metazoa; Mollusca; Bivalvia; Ostreida; Ostreidae
Product: serine/threonine-protein kinase DCLK1-like
Exons: 9
Coding region: 211-2982 (923 amino acids)
Biological process (GO): intracellular signal transduction; protein phosphorylation
Molecular function (GO): protein kinase activity; ATP binding
Source: RefSeq, a predicted model, not a curated record